AUGGAUGGAUUGUCAUCAGCGCAACGCGAACUUGGCAAAGGGUUGCCUUCGAAUUCAUCGGCGACUUCACCACCAGCGGCGGAAAACGUGAUUCGGCCAGGGGUGGCAAUCGACGCCCCCCGACCUACCCCACGGACCGGACCCUACUUCGACUUGGCGGCUUCCAAGAAUGUGACCGCGUUACUUGGCAAGACCGCUUACUUGAACUGCCGCGUCAAAAACUUAGGAAAUAAAACGUUGAAUAUGCAAGUAUCGUGGGUGCGGCACCGAGACAUUCACCUGCUUACAGUGGGACGCUACACGUAUACCAGCGAUCAACGGUUUCGAGCCAUACACCUCCCUCAUUCAGAAGACUGGACUUUACAGAUAAAAUAUCCGCAGCACAGGGACUCUGGUAUCUACGAAUGCCAGAUUUCAACGACUCCACACAUGAGCCAUUUUAUACAUUUGAACGUCGUUGAACCCACGACAGAAAUAAUAGGAGGUCCAGACCUGUACAUCGACCGGGGCAGCACUAUCAACCUAACAUGUGUAGUGUUGUACUCGCCUGAGCCACCGGCAUACAUAUUUUGGAAUCAUAAUGAUGCGAUAAUAAGCUACGACUCGCCAAGGGGUGGCGUAUCAGUUGUUACCGAGAAGGGGGAGACUACCACAUCCUUCCUACUCAUCCAGCAAGCACGUCCCUCGGACUCAGGGACGUACCAGUGCAACCCGAGCAACGCUCAGGCUAAGAGCAUCGUGGUACAUGUUCUAAACGAAGCAAAUUCGAUUUUCCCUUUGUCAGGUGAAUACCCGGCCGCGAUGCAGAGAGGAGGCCAAGCAUUCGCCCCAACAUCGAUCCACUGCGUCGUGCUUGCCAUCAGUUUGUUCCUCGCGUUAUCUUGACAUCUGCAAACAGAUUUAUCCAUGUAAAUAGUAUCCCAAUCUAUUUCGCUGUUUAUAAUGAUGCUUGUGAUAUUAUAGCAGGUCCUAUUUUAACGUGAUUUUAUAUAAUAUUAAGAAUAGGAUUGUUGACACUAAUCAAAACUUUGACUGUUUAUGUACCCCUAAUAUUAAAGUUAGAAGCGUUUUAAAUGGAGGGGAAGUUACGUUAAUUUGUCGUACAAAUAAAGUGCAUUCUAUGGAGUUAUAAACCUCAUGGGAUUGUAUCACUAUAAUCUGUCUUAUAACCAUUAUUAAACGUAUAUAACUUAAUCGGAAUUUAAUUUCGUGUCACUGUUAAACAUUGUCAAAUACCAUGAUGGAGUCA
Molecule: messenger RNA, 1249 nt
Organism: Pararge aegeria (speckled wood butterfly)
Lineage: Eukaryota; Metazoa; Arthropoda; Insecta; Lepidoptera; Nymphalidae
Product: tyrosine-protein phosphatase Lar-like
Exons: 7
Coding region: 1-885 (294 amino acids)
Biological process (GO): synapse organization
Cellular component (GO): neuron projection membrane
Source: RefSeq, a predicted model, not a curated record